CCAAUUUUUCCCGGAGCUUGGGGAUGUCCACUCGCGGUGCCAUGGUCCUGAGGAACAGCGGGCGGCGGCGCACGGAGCCGGAGGUGGACGGCGAGGCCAGCCGGGAUGAUGGCCCCUCUUCCUCAGCAUCUGCGCUCAAGCGCCUGGAGAGGAGUCAGUGGACAGACAAGAUGGACUCAAGGUUUGGUUUUGAGAGGCUGAAGGAGCCUGGUGAAAAGACUGGCUGGCUUAUCAAUAUGCACCCUACUGAGAUUUUAGAUGAAGAUAAACGCCUAGUCAGUGCAGUGGAUUACUACUUUAUUCAAGAUGAUGGGAGUAGAUUUAAGGUGGCCUUGCCCUAUAAGCCAUAUUUCUACAUUGCAACUAGAAAGGGUUGUGAGCGAGAAGUUUCAUCUUUUCUCUCCAAGAAGUUUCAGGGUAAAAUUGCCAAAGUAGAAACUGUCCCCAAAGAGGACCUGGACCUGCCAAAUCACUUAGUGGGUUUGAAGCGGAAUUACAUCAGAUUGUCCUUUCACACUGUGGAAGACCUUGUCAAAGUAAGGAAGGAGAUUUCCCCUGCUGUGAGGAAGAACCGGGAGCAGGACCAUGCCAGCAAUGCGUAUACAGCAAUGCUCUCCAGUGUUCUGCAAGGGGGAAGUGUAAUUACUGAUGAAGAGGAAACCUCUAAGAAAAUAGCUGACCAAUUGGAAAACAUAGUGGACAUGAGAGAGUAUGAUGUUCCCUACCAUAUCCGCCUUUCCAUUGAUCUCAAGAUCCAUGUGGCUCAUUGGUACAACGUCAGAUAUCGGGGAACUGCUUUUCCAGUGGAAAUUACUCGGCGUGAUGACCUUGUUGAACGACCUGACCCUGUCGUUUUGGCAUUUGAUAUUGAGACAACUAAACUGCCCCUCAAGUUUCCUGAUGCUGAGACAGACCAGAUUAUGAUGAUCUCCUACAUGAUUGAUGGGCAGGGCUACCUCAUCACUAAUAGGGAGAUUGUGUCAGAAGAUAUUGAAGAUUUCGAGUUUACCCCUAAGCCAGAAUACGAAGGGCCCUUUUGUGUCUUCAAUGAACCUGAUGAGGUCCAUCUAAUCCAGAGAUGGUUUGAACAUGUCCAGGAGACCAAACCCACUGUCAUGGUCACCUACAAUGGUGAUUUUUUUGAUUGGCCAUUUGUGGAAGCCAGGGCAGCAGUUCACGGCCUGAGCAUGUACCAGGAGAUAGGCUUCCAGAAGGACAGCCAGGGGGAAUAUAAGGCACCACAGUGCAUCCACAUGGACUGCCUCAGGUGGGUGAAGAGGGACAGCUACCUUCCAGUGGGCAGUCAUAAUCUCAAGGCAGCUGCCAAGGCAAAGCUUGGCUAUGACCCUGUAGAACUGGACCCUGAGGACAUGUGCCGGAUGGCCACGGAGCAGCCCCAGACUCUGGCCACUUAUUCAGUGUCAGAUGCUGUUGCCACUUACUAUCUGUACAUGAAGUAUGUCCAUCCCUUCAUAUUCGCCCUUUGCACCAUUAUUCCCAUGGAACCUGAUGAGGUGCUUCGGAAGGGCUCCGGCACACUUUGUGAGGCCUUGCUGAUGGUGCAGGCCUUCCAUGCCAACAUCAUCUUCCCCAACAAGCAAGAGCAGGAGUUCAACAAGUUAACAGAGGAUGGCCAUGUGCUGGAUUCUGAGACCUAUGUUGGGGGCCAUGUGGAAGCUCUGGAAUCUGGUGUCUUUCGCAGUGACAUCCCCUGUCGAUUUAGGAUGAAUCCUGCUGCCUUUGACUUCCUGCUGCAGCGAGUUGAAAAGACCAUGCGUCAUGCCAUUGAGGAAGAGGAGAAGGUGCCAGUGGAGCAAGCCACCAACUUUCACGAGGUGUGUGAACAGAUUAAGACCAAGCUCACUUCUCUGAAGGAUGUUCCUAACCGAAUUGAGUGUCCCCUUAUCUACCACCUGGAUGUGGGGGCCAUGUACCCCAACAUUAUCCUCACAAACCGCCUGCAGCCCUCUGCUAUGGUGGAUGAGGCCACCUGCGCAGCCUGUGACUUCAACAAGCCUGGAGCAAACUGCCAAAGGAAGAUGGCCUGGCAGUGGAGGGGCGAAUUCAUGCCUGCCAGUCGCAGUGAAUACCAUCGGAUCCAACACCAGCUGGAGUCAGAGAAGUUCCCUGCCCUGUUCCCUGACGGGCCAACACGGGCCUUUCAUGAGCUGUCUCGUGAGGAACAGGCUAAAUAUGAGAAGCGGAGACUGGCAGAUUAUUGCCGGAAAGCUUACAAGAAAGUCCAUGUCACCAAGGUGGAGGAACGCUUCACUACCAUCUGCCAGCGGGAAAAUUCCUUCUAUGUGGACACAGUGCGGGCCUUCCGGGACAGGCGGUACGAGUUCAAAGGGCUACACAAGGUGUGGAAAAAGAAGCUCUCAGCAGCCAUGGAAAUGGGCGAUGCAGCUGAGGUGAAGCGCUGCAAAAAUAUGGAGAUCCUGUAUGACUCACUGCAACUGGCUCACAAGUGCAUCCUGAACUCCUUCUAUGGCUACGUCAUGCGCAAGGGUGCUCGCUGGUACUCUAUGGAGAUGGCUGGCAUUGUCUGCUUCACGGGAGCCAACAUCAUUACCCAGGCACGGGAGCUGAUUGAACAGAUUGGGAGGCCUUUAGAACUGGACACAGAUGGAAUAUGGUGUGUUCUGCCCAAUAGCUUUCCAGAAAAUUUUGUUAUCCAGACAACCAAUGCAAAGAAGCCCAAGGUGACCAUUUCCUACCCUGGAGCCAUGUUAAACAUCAUGGUCAAGGAAGGCUUCACCAAUGACCAGUAUCAGGAACUGGCAGAGCCUUCCUCGCUCACCUAUAUCACACGCUCAGAGAACAGCAUCUUUUUUGAGGUUGAUGGACCCUAUCUUGCCAUGAUCCUUCCGGCCUCCAAGGAAGAAGGAAAGAAAUUAAAGAAAAGAUAUGCGGUAUUCAAUGAAGAUGGAUCCCUGGCUGAGCUAAAAGGCUUUGAGGUCAAACGCCGUGGGGAGCUACAGCUAAUUAAAAUUUUCCAAUCUUCAGUGUUUGAGGCCUUCCUCAAAGGUAGUACACUAGAAGAGGUGUAUGCCUCUGUAGCCAAGGUGGCUGACUACUGGCUGGACGUGCUGUAUAGUAAGGCAGCUAACAUGCCUGACUCAGAGCUGUUUGAGCUGAUCUCAGAAAACCGUUCCAUGUCCCGGAAGCUGGAAGAUUAUGGGGAGCAAAAAUCCACAUCCAUCAGCACAGCAAAGCGUCUUGCUGAGUUCCUUGGAGACCAGAUGGUCAAAGAUGCAGGGCUGAGCUGUCGCUAUAUCAUCUCCCGCAAACCCGAGGGCUCUCCUGUUACUGAGAGAGCCAUCCCACUUGCCAUUUUUCAAGCAGAGCCCACUGUGAGGAAACACUUUCUUCGAAAAUGGCUAAAGAGCUCAUCCCUUCAAGAUUUUGAUAUACGGACAAUUCUAGACUGGGACUACUACAUCGAAAGACUGGGGAGUGCCAUCCAGAAGAUCAUCACCAUCCCCGCAGCUCUGCAACAGGUGAGAAACCCAGUGCCUCGUGUCAAGCAUCCAGAUUGGCUGCACAGAAAACUACUGGAGAAGAACGAUGUCUACAAGCAGAAGAAAAUUAGUGACCUCUUUGUCCUUGAGGGCAAGAGACAGGUUGUGGCGGCCCAGGUCACUGAAGGCAGCCCAAGGGCAAGUGCUCCCGAUAUGGAGGACUUUGGUCUCACAAAGCAACUCCACUCAGCAGUUCCAGUUGCUACUAAGAGGAAGCGAGUUCUUUGGGAGAGCCAACAGGAGUCUCAGGACCUUGAGCUGACUGUUCCCUGGAAGGAGAUCUUGGGGCAGCCUCCUAUCCUCGGAACUACUCAGGAAGAAUGGCUGGUCUGGCUUCAGUUUCACAAGAAGAAAUGGCAGCUACAGGCCCGACAGCGCCUCGCCCGCAGGAAGAGACAGCGUCUGGAAUUGACAGAGGGUACAUCAAGGCAUGGACCCAUCCGAGAGGGGCCUGUCACAGGGUUGGGGAGCUUCUUGCGGAAAACUGCUCGCAGCAUCUUGGACCUUCCAUGGCAGAUUGUGCAGAUCAGUGAGACCAACCAGGCUGGCUUGUUCAGACUAUGGGCCAUCAUCGGCAAUGACUUGCACUGUAUCAAGCUAAACAUCCCUCGAGUAUUCUACGUGAACCAGAGGGUGGCCAAAGUGGAGGAGGGACCUUCAUAUCGCAAGGUAAAUCGGGCUCUUCCUCGUUCCAACAUGGUCUACAAUCUCUAUGAGUAUUCAGUACCGGAAGAUAUGUACCAAGAACACAUCAACGAGAUCAACACAGAAUUGUCCGCACCAGACAUCGAGGGCGUGUAUGAGACUCAGGUCCCAUUGCUGUUCCGGGCUCUUGUGCAGCUGGGGUGUGUAUGUGUGGUCAACAAACAGCUGGUGAGGCACCUUUCAGGCUGGGAAGCUGACACUUUUGCCCUUGAACACCUGGAGAUGCGUUCUUUGGCUCAGUUCAGCUACCUGGAACCAGGGAGUAUCCGCCACAUCUACUUGUACCACCACUCACAGGGUCACAAAGCCCUCUUUGGAGUCUUCAUCCCCUCACAGAGCAGAGCAUCUGUGUUUGUGUUGGACACUGUUCGUAGCAACCAGAUGCCCAGCCUCAGUGCUUUGUACUCAGCAGAGCACAACCUACUGCUAGAAAAGAUGGGCCCUGAGCUCCUGCCUCCCCCCAAACAUACUUUUGAAGUUCGGGCUGAAACCAGCCUGAAGACCAUCUGUAGAGCCAUUCAGCGCUUCCUGCUGGCCUACAAGGAGGAACGCCGGGGUCCUACACUCAUUGCUGUCCACUCCAACUGGGAGCUGCGAAGACUGGCCAGUGAGGUUCCUGUCUUGGAGGAGUUCCCAUUAGUGCCUGUCCGAGUGGCUGAAAAGAUCAGCUAUGGAGUCCUGGACUGGCAGCGCCAUGGAGCCCGCCGCAUGAUCCGGCACUACCUCAACCUUGACACCUGCCUGUCACAGGCCUUUGAGAUGAGUAGGUACUUUCACAUUCCUAUUGGAAAUCUGCCAGAAGACAUUUCCACCUUUGGCUCUGACCUCUUCUUUGCACGGCACCUCCAGCGCCACAACCACCUGCUCUGGCUAUCCCCUACUUCCCGUCCAGACCUGGGAGGGAAGGAGGCAGAUGACAACCGCCUGGUCAUGGAAUUUGAUGACCGAGCCACUGUAGAGAUCAACAAUUCUGGCUGUUACUCCACUGUAUGUGUGGAGCUGGACAUUCAGAACCUGGCAGUCAACACCAUCCUCCAGUCUCACCACAUCAAUGAUAUGGAAGGGGCUGGCAGCAUGGGCAUCAGCUUUGACGUGAUCCAGCAGGCCUCUCUGGAAGACAUGGUCACAGGAAAUCAGCCCUCCAAUGCUCCAGCCAGCUACGAUGAGACAGCCCUCUGCUCCAGUACCUUCAGGAUCCUGAAGAGCAUGGUGGUGGGCUGGGUGAAAGAGAUUACACAGUACCACAACAUCUAUGCUGACAACCAGGUGAUGCACUUCUACCGCUGGCUCCGAUCACCAUGCUCCCUGCUGCAUGACCCUGCCCUACAUCGGACACUACAUGGCAUGAUGAAGAAGCUCUUUCUACAGCUUGUUGCUGAGUUCAAGCGCCUGGGGUCAUCAGUCAUCUAUGCCAAUUUUAACCGCAUCAUCCUCUGUACGAAGAAGCGCCGGAUUGAGGAUGCCAUUGCCUAUGUGGAGUAUAUUACCAACAGCAUCCAUUCUAAAGAGAUCUUCCAUUCCCUGGCAAUUUCUUUCUCCCGAUGCUGGGAAUUUCUUCUCUGGAUGGAUCCAUCUAACUAUGGUGGAAUCAAAGGAAAAGUUCCCAGCAGUAUUCACUGUGGACAGCAAAACUCCCAGGCUGGGGAAGGAGCUGAGGAUAAGCAGGAGGAUGAGGAGGAAGAGGAAGAGGAAGAAGAGAGUGUGGAAGAAUCUGAGGUGGAGGAGUUACUGGAAAACAACUGGAAUAUUUUGCAGUUUUUGCCACAGGCAGCCUCCUGCCAAAGUUACUUCCUCAUGAUUGUUUCAGCAUAUAUCGUGGCUGUGUACCACAGCAUGAAGGAUGAGCUGAGGCGUAGUGCCCCAGGUAGCACCCCUGUGAAGAGGAGGGGGCCCAGCCAGUUCUCCCAGGAGACCGAGGCGGCAGCAGGAGCCCUUCCUGGAAUGAUCACUUUCUCUCAAGAUUAUGUGGCAAAUGAGCUCACUCAGAGCUUCUUCACCAUCACUCAGAAGAUUCAAAAGAAAAUCACAGGCUCUCGGAACUCAACAGAGCCUUCAGAGAUGUUUCCUGUCCUCCCGGGCUCACACUUGCUGCUCAACAAUCCUGCUCUGGAGUUCAUCAAAUACGUCUGCAAGGUACUGUCUCUGGACACAAACAUCACAAACCAGGUGAACAAGCUGAGCAGAGAUUUGCUUCGCUUGGUGGACGUUGGCGAGUUCUCUGAGGAAGCCCAAUUCAGAGACCCCUGUCGCUCCUAUGUGCUCCCUGAGAUGAUCUGUCACAGCUGUAAUUUCUGUCGAGACCUGGACCUAUGCAAAGACUCCUCCUUCUCUCAGGAUGGAACUGUCCUUCCUCAGUGGCUCUGUCCCAACUGCCAGGCUGCCUACGACUCAGCUGCCAUUGAGGCAGCCCUGGUAGAAGCUCUGCAGAGGAAGCUGAUGGCCUUCACUCUGCAGGACCUUAUCUGCCUGAAGUGCCAUGGUGUGAAGGAGGCCCACAUGCCUGUGUACUGCAGCUGCGCAGGAGACUUUGCCCUCACCAUCCACACUCAGAUCUUCAUGGAACAAAUUGGAAUCUUUCAGAACAUUGCCCGGCAUUAUGGCAUGUUAUACCUUCAGGAGACCCUGGAGUGGCUACUGCAGACAGGUCCUCUCUCUAAGUCUUAGCAAGCCCAGGCCGAGGACAUCUUGGCAUCUGCAUCAGGGACCCUGUGCUCCAAGUGGCUGUGUACCUGACCACCUGACUUUCCAUGGCCAGAGUCCAGGCAAUGGGAAGCAGACCACAGAGAACACCGUGAUGGCACGAACUAGAACAGAGUAGGGAAUGACUCCAUCAACAGGUGCCUGCUGAAGCACAUCAUGAGCCAAGAAGAAAAAAAAAAAUCCUAAGGGUCUUUUCCCACAAAUAAACGUGUUUUGAGGCAUGUGCUUUGUGGACCCUGCUAAGUGAUGUGAAAGUCCUUCCACAGUACCCUUGCUCCCUCCCAGCUC
This is a messenger RNA of Perognathus longimembris pacificus (Pacific pocket mouse), 7214 nucleotides long. It is a transcript of the gene Pole, whose product is annotated as DNA polymerase epsilon, catalytic subunit. The coding region runs from base 24 to 6890 and encodes 2288 amino acids. The transcript has 49 exons. Gene Ontology annotation, molecular function: DNA binding; DNA-directed DNA polymerase activity; zinc ion binding. NCBI's taxonomy places the organism in Eukaryota, Metazoa, Chordata, Mammalia, Rodentia, Heteromyidae. The record is from RefSeq and is a predicted model, not a curated record. Gene Ontology annotation, cellular component: nucleus; epsilon DNA polymerase complex. Gene Ontology annotation, biological process: DNA replication; nucleotide-excision repair, DNA gap filling; mitotic cell cycle.